This is a messenger RNA of Musca vetustissima, 2863 nucleotides long. Its product is annotated as solute carrier family 12 member 9. The transcript has 9 exons. The coding region runs from base 12 to 2852 and encodes 946 amino acids. The record is from RefSeq and is a predicted model, not a curated record. Lineage: Eukaryota; Metazoa; Arthropoda; Insecta; Diptera; Muscidae. Gene Ontology annotation, biological process: potassium ion import across plasma membrane; potassium ion homeostasis; chloride ion homeostasis. Gene Ontology annotation, cellular component: membrane. Gene Ontology annotation, molecular function: potassium:chloride symporter activity.
AAAGCCGAACAAUGAAUUCACAGACUAGUAUUAAUGGUGAUCCAGAAACGGCACCAAUUGCUGCUCCGCGUACCGCUGGCAGGGCAUCAUCGAUGAUGCGUUCAUUUGGAACACUUUUCGGUUCAAAUAACAGUGUGGAGAGGAGGCCGCCGUCACAGAAUGCCAACGAAAAUGGCUAUGUUGAAUUCGGAAUGCAAGAUCCUGACCGUAGCGGUCGAACAUUGGGUACAUUUGCGGGCGUCUUUAGUCCUGUGGCAUUAUCCAUGUUUAGUGCUUUGGUAUUUAUUCGUGUUGGUUUUAUUGUGGGCAAUGCCGGUCUAUAUGUAACACUUUUGCAAUUUGUAAUCGCCUACAUUAUAUUACUAUUCACAGUAGCUUCCGUAUGCGCAAUUUCCACCAAUGGUGCGAUCGAGGGCGGAGGUGUAUAUUUUAUGAUAAGUCGUACAUUGGGUCUUGAAUUUGGUGGCUCUAUUGGCACCCUAUUCUUUUUGGCCAAUGUGGUUGGUAGUGCUAUGGCCAUAUCGGGUUGUGUUGAAGGUAUUAUGAAUAACUUUGGGCCCGGUGGUUAUUUCUCCGGUGAAGCAGGUUUUUUACCCGAUGGCUCAUGGUGGCGUUUCCUAUUUUGUACUUUAAUAAAUACCUUAAUGCUGCUGGUAUGCCUUAUCGGAGCUUCACUGUUUGCCAAAACCUCGGUAUUAAUUUUGGGCAUUGUGACAGUGUGUUUGUUGGCCACCUACAUAAGCUUUUUGGCUGAAGGUCCAAAACUGGUUCCUACACCCGAUGAAAAUACCCUAUUACCGAAUACAACACAAUUAAUCUACACUGGCCUAAAUACCACAACGCUAACCAAUAAUUUAGGCGAAAGUUAUACCCAGGAUUAUACAUCGAAAGGAAAAAUGGUUGAUUUUGCAACAACAUUUGGUGUAUUGUUUGCUGGUGUUACGGGUAUUAUGGCUGGAGCUAAUAUGUCUGGAGAACUGAAAAGUCCAUCGAAAAGUAUUCCCUUGGGAACAUUAUCGGCCGUUGCAUUUACCUUCGUUUCCUAUGUUAUAUUAUCGUUCUUGAUGGCCUUCACGACACCUCACGAAACAAUGCAAAAUAAUUAUCUUUUCCUGUUAUACGUGAACUUUUGGCCACCAUUUACCGCAAUUGGUAUAUUGACAGCGACAUUUUCGACGGGUUUGAGUAAUUUAAUCGGUUCCAGUCGUAUUUUGGAGGCGUUGUCCAAAGAUCAGGUGUUUGGUUCAUUUUUAAAUUUCAUUCUAAAGGGUACAUGGAAAGGAAAUCCCAUUGCUGCGGUUGUUUCCAGUUGGGUAUUGGUGGAAUGUAUUCUGUUGAUUGGUUCAUUGAAUACGAUUGCCCAAAUUAAUUCGGUGUUGUUUAUGUUGUCAUAUUUGGCCACAAAUUUGGCUUGCUUGGGUAUUGAGUUGACGGGAGCACCCAAUUUCCGGCCAUUGUUUAAGUACUUCUCUUGGCACACCUGUCUGUUUGGUUUGAUCGGAACACUGGUGAUGAUGUUUGUCAUCAAUCCCAUUUAUGCUUCAUCAAGUAUUAUUUUGUGUUUAUUGUUGGUUAUUGCCCUGCAUCUGUUUUCGCCAGCUACACAGUCGGCACAAUGGGGUUCCAUUUCACAGGCUCUUAUGUUCCAUCAGGUCCGUAAAUAUUUGCUUAUGUUGGAUCCACGUAAAGAUCAUGUAAAAUUCUGGCGUCCCCAAAUGUUAUUGUUGGUUUCCUCACCACGUUCCUGUUGUCCUUUGGUUGACUUUGUCAAUGAUAUGAAAAAGAGUGGUCUGUACAUUAUUGGACACGUACGUGUGGGCAGCCACACCGAAAUUGAUGAUGAAACUUUGGAGGAUAAUAAACAGUGGUUAUCUUUUGUCGAUCACAUGCGUGUUAAGGCAUUUGCCGAAACUACGUUGGCCAAAUCGGUGCGUGAAGGUGUACAACAUUUGAUACGUCUAUCGGGUAUUGGUGCAAUGAAACCAAAUACCAUUGUUUUGGGAUUCUAUGAUAACGAAGCACCCAAAGAUUUCUUCCAAACUUCAACCUCGCCCUAUAAAACAGAUGGCUUUAAUACGGGUGAAAUGCAAAAUUUCCCCAUUCGACGUGAUGGCGAGGAGAAACACAUUGAUGUUACCGAAUAUGUAGAGAUUAUCAGUGAUAUUUUGCGCAUGAAGAAGAAUUUAUGUUUGUGCCGACAUUUCCAUCGUUUGGAUAAACAUUUUAUAUCAAAGAGCAAACAUGUAAAAUAUAUUGAUGUAUGGCCGAUAAAUGUUUUCGAUCCUAAAACUGAAAAUCCUUUCGAUGUUGUCUCUCUGUUCAUGAUGCAAUUGGCUGUAAUUAUGUUGGCUAAAUGGAAACAUUUGACAUUACGUGUAUUCUUGUGUGAAACCAAUGACACAAAUUCCACAGCACAAUUUGAUACUCAUGAUCCUAAUAUGCCACAAAUGGAAAUAUUCUCACGCAUGAAAUUGGAACAAUCACUUAAAUCGCUGAGAAUUAAUGCCCAAAUUAUGGAGAUUCAAGAAUGGGCACGUGAUACGGAAUUUACUCGCCACUCGCGUAUCUUGAAACAAUUUACACAAUCAGCUGAAGUCACCGGAGAAAGUGUUACGGAAGAUAAUAUCAAUCGUUCGUUGUUGUAUAUGCAAAGAGCAAAUCAAAUUAUUCGUGAACGUUCCGAUCAAACAGCAUUAUCGUUUAUAUAUUUGGCUGCACCACCACCAAUCGAUUCACCUAAUUUCCGAGAAAUCAGUGCCCGCUAUAUGGAAUUGUUGACAGAAUUGACAGCUGAAUUGCCGCCCACCAUUUUAGUGCAUGGCGUAAGUACGGUGACAUCAACAACGCUAUAAGCGUUCCACAU